Molecule: messenger RNA, 1175 nt
Organism: Lolium perenne
Lineage: Eukaryota; Viridiplantae; Streptophyta; Magnoliopsida; Poales; Poaceae
Source: RefSeq, a predicted model, not a curated record
AUGACGUCCGGAGCGCGACAGACGCCGCCGUGCCCCGUCAACCCGGUGCUCCCCUCGACCUCUCCCCGUCACCUCCAGCCUCACCUCGACGUCGGCUACCUCACGGACAACCCCACCGGCCCGCGCACGCCCGUAGCCGACGCCAUGAUCGACGACCACCCGCCACUGCCGCCAGAGUGCGAGGACGAUGACGAUCGCCUCAGACCGCCAUUUUCUGCGCCGUCAAGUCCCACACACUCACCAGGACGUCGCCUACACGCCUGCGUCAUCGCAUUAAUUUUACAAGACUCUACAUCAAAAGGUGUUACCGGUGAUGUGUUCUAUCCAUUAAUUGGACAUGCCCAUGCAUCAGAAGGUGGUAGCGAUGACAAUUACUAUGCUGCAGCACAUUCAUCAUUUCCACAAAAGCCCUACAACGAGUACUAUGGAUUUGUUGCAACGGCAGAUGUGUAUGGGCACAAUAUAAGUCGAGGCCAAAUAACCGCAUCUUCGAUUUACGUUUCUAAUGGUGGGAAUGAAAGCUUCAAUUCUAUUACCGUUGGCUGGAUGGUUUCACCUGAGAUAUAUGGUGAUACACAUACUCACUUCUACACUCACUGGACUAAAGAUGGAAAUGGAAAGAGUGGGUGCUACAACAUGGAUUGCCAUGGUUUUCAAUUAGAACAAGGAUCGAAAAUAACUCCAGGCGCUAUUAUAAACAAUUCUUCUUCUAUUGGUGGGUCCGGUCACACAAUUACAAUCAAAGUAUUUAAGGAGAAGUCUAGUGGAAAAUGGUGGUUGUAUUGUGGCAUUAAUGGUGCCACUCCAACAGCAGUGGGGCACUAUCCUGCAAACUUAUUUACAACAUUAGCUGCAAAAGCAAGUUCCAUUGGUUUUGGUGGAGAAACAUAUGCUAAAAGAGGUCUAACAACUCCUCCAAUGGGAAAUGGAUCGCUUCCAUCAAAAUAUGCUGCAUCAUUUUCCAACCUUCAGUUUGUUGAUCAGGAUGGUCAAGCCAGUCUUAUAAAGUCAGACUUACCAGUUAUUGCAAAAACUCCUAAAUGUUAUUAUGUGUCGCCAAUAAUUGGUGCCAAGUUUUUCUAUGGUGGCCCAGGCUGCUUUUAGCUACAUGGGAAAACUAUAUGAUAAGUUUAUGGUGGGAUCACAAAUAUAAUAAAACUGUGAUGUUUUGUUUA